This is a messenger RNA of Entelurus aequoreus (snake pipefish), 2345 nucleotides long. RefSeq names its product anillin-like. Bases 186 to 2345 code for a protein of 719 amino acids. The transcript has 10 exons. NCBI's taxonomy places the organism in Eukaryota, Metazoa, Chordata, Actinopteri, Syngnathiformes, Syngnathidae. The record is from RefSeq and is a predicted model, not a curated record.
UCAGCGCUCGAACGUUAGCGCGUGCGCACUAGGGCGGCGCGGGAAUUCAAAUUUGAACAGGAGCUUUUUAUUUUUUUUCUCCAUUUCCCAGAGGACGGCCGAGCUUAAAGAAGACAAGUUGACUUCUCCUUUUAUGCACUUCUCACUUCUCGCUGCUUCCAACACUUCAUUUAGUUGCGCUCCGAAUGGAUCCUUUUACGGAGAAACUGUUGGAGCGGACUCGUGCUCGCAGAGAAAACCUCCAGAAAAAACUAGCUGAGCGACCAAAUGCAGCCAAGGUGGUGAAAAGAGGCAGAGAGCCUCUGAUUGACAACAACGCUGUGAUUGGUCAGCCAGUCGCUCCCAAAGCGGCCUCCACCAAACCGUCUCCGUCCAAGCGCAGGUGCUCAGCGGAGAAUGUCGAGCCGGCGGCGCGAGAGCAGGACGGGGGCGUGGCCUCUGCGCUCCAGGACCAUCCGCCCUCGGACCGCAAGCCUCCACCUGUGCCCACAGGUGAGCCAGCAGGGAGGAAGGAGGAGACUCCAGGUGUGGAGUCUGACGAGGCGGCGGAGCUUCCUCAAAGUCCAAAGAGCAGCGAGGAACCAGAAGAAGACUCUGCUGCCGCUGGCAUGAAGUCUCGUCUGCAGAGGCUUGCUGAGCAGAGGAAGGGCUGGGACGGCAAUAACGGUGUUGCGAGCGACUGUGCACCGGUGUCUUUGCUGAGGAGAGAAGAACACGUCCCGGUGUCCUCGUCAUCGGAAGGUCCAGUCGGUCGGCGAGGCAGACUGGCUCACCUGGCGGCCACCAUUGGAUCCUGGGAAGAUGACCUGAGCCAUGCCAACCUUCCCAAAGACAAAGUUCCUGCAAAGUCCACCGCAGUUUGUGCUGCCCAGUUGAGCUUGAAGGACGCAAGUUUGUCUGCUGGCGCUAAAGGAAGCAUGGCAAGUCAUGUGACCACUGCACCUGCCAGCAAGUCUUCAGGUCAGGUGACCACUGCACCUGCCAGCAAGUCUUCAGGUCAGGUGACCACUGCACCUGCCAGCAAGUCUUCAGGUCAGGUGACCACUGCACCUGCCAGCAAGUCUUCAGGUCAGGUGACCACUGCACCUGCCAGCAAGUCUUCAGGUCAUGUGACCACUGCACCUGCCAGCAAGUCUUCAGGUCAGGUGACCACUGCACCUGCCAGCAAGUCUUCCGGUCAGGUGACCACUGGACUUGUCAACAAGUCUUCAGGUCAUGUGACCACUGCACCUGCCAGCAAGUCUUCCGGUCAGGUGACCACUGCACCUGCCAGCAAGUCUUCAGGUCAUGUGACCACUGCACCUGCCAACAAGUCUUCGGGUCAUGUGACCACUGCACCUGCCAACAAGUCUUCACUCGUCGCAAAUCAGCUUUCACCUUCCUUCACAAAGUCAAACCAAGGGGUUCGUCCAAGCCCUCAGAAGGUGGACCCUCGUCCAGUGCCGAGCCCCCUCAAGACUGUGCCGCCAUCUUCAAGAUCAGUGUCUUCGAGCCCUUUGAAAAGCACACCUGUGGCCACAGCUUCCAUUUUAGCCUGCAGUCCUCAGAAACUACAAGUAUGUGCUAAAGCCAACACGCCAAAGUCUGCUGCUCCUGGUGUGAAGUCUUUCCUAGAACGAUUUGAAGAGCGAUGCCAAGACCGCACCAACCCGUGUUCUCCAGCAGGGGGCGCCUCCCAGACGCCGACCCCCAAGAGUGGACUCGGGCUCAGGAACGCCCAGUCAGCAAAAACCACAACAGCUGAUCUCGUCCAGAAACAAAAACUGGAGCGGGAGUCUGAACUGGCUCAGAUCCACACGCGUGUCCAAGGGAACAAUAUGUGGAAAAGUGCAGAGAGCAAGGGCAAAGCAGAGGAGAGGGACGCUUGUGAGCCAAAAGUUCAACCAAAACCACAUUGCACUGAGAUCAUCUCGCCAGUAGCAGCUUGUGGAUUGCUGGAACCUACCCCAAACUCCACACGCAUCCCACUGGAGGAGGAGGUGGACGAAAGCAGCAAAGAGGACGAAGGCAAGGAGAUAGAGAUGAACGUCGAUCACUCCGCAGUGAUCGACCGUCUUUUUGACGGACUUCACGACGAAGAGGAGGAUGAGGAAGAAGAUGCCUUGAAUAUCUCUUCCAUGUCGCUUCUCACACCGCUCGCAGAAAGUGUCGCCGCGGUGUACAGUCCGGACAGGAGCAUGAGAACUUCAACUCCAGCUCAUUCAUUCAUUGUGAAGAAUAAAACUCCAGACAAGCCUUGCCAGCAGAGUCCAUUCCAGAGAAGCAACAAAAGAAAGAGCAGCUCGUCUGACGGUGUCGACGCCUCAGAGGACGAUCAAAAGCUACCUUACAGGUACUCAAAGUAG